Trichosporon asahii var. asahii CBS 2479 is the source of this 765-nucleotide messenger RNA. RefSeq names its product L-xylulose reductase. NCBI's taxonomy places the organism in Eukaryota, Fungi, Basidiomycota, Tremellomycetes, Trichosporonales, Trichosporonaceae. The record is from RefSeq and is a predicted model, not a curated record. Gene Ontology annotation, molecular function: oxidoreductase activity, acting on NAD(P)H, oxygen as acceptor. The transcript has 2 exons. The coding region runs from base 1 to 765 and encodes 254 amino acids. Gene Ontology annotation, cellular component: intracellular anatomical structure.
AUGCCUAUCGAAAUUCCCAAGACCGAGUCCCUCAAGGACAUGUUCAACCUCAAGGGCAAGACGAUUGCCAUCACCGGCGCGUCUGGCCCCCGCGGAAUGGGCAUCGAGGCUGCCCGCGGCGCCGCUGAGAUGGGCGCCGACAUCGCCAUCACCUACUCCUCACGCAAGGAAGGCGCCGAGAAGAACGCCAAGGAGCUUACUGACAAGUACGGUGUCAAGGUUAAGACCUACCACCUCGACACCUCCAAAUACGACAACGUCAAGGCCUUUGUCGACGCGGUCGUCAAGGACUUUGGCAAGAUUGACGGCUUUGUCGCCAACCCUCCCGAAGCGUGGGACAAGGUCAUCCAGAUCGACCUGAACGGUACCGCCUACUGCGCCAAGGCAGUCGGCGAGCACUUCAAGCAGCGCGGAAAGGGAUCAUUCGUCAUUACCGCGUCCAUGUCGGGCCACAUUGCCAACUACCCCCAAGAGCAAACGUCGUACAAUGUUGCCAAGGCCGGCUGCAUCCACAUGGCCCGCUCGCUCGCCAACGAGUGGCGCGACUUUGCCCGUGUCAACAGCAUCUCGCCUGGCUACAUCGACACUGGUCUCUCCGACUUUAUCGACAAGAAGACCCAAGACCUCUGGCGCAGCAUGAUCCCCAUGGGUCGCGAUGGCGAGGCCAAGGAGCUCAAGGGUGCCUACGUCUAUCUCCUCUCCGACGCGAGCACCUACACCACCGGCGCCGACAUUGUCAUCGACGGCGGCUAUGUUUGCAGGUAG